This is a messenger RNA of Oenanthe melanoleuca, 3096 nucleotides long. It is a transcript of the gene CAPZA2, whose product is annotated as capping actin protein of muscle Z-line subunit alpha 2. Gene Ontology annotation, molecular function: actin filament binding. Lineage: Eukaryota; Metazoa; Chordata; Aves; Passeriformes; Muscicapidae. Gene Ontology annotation, biological process: barbed-end actin filament capping; actin cytoskeleton organization. The transcript has 10 exons. The coding region runs from base 62 to 922 and encodes 286 amino acids. The record is from RefSeq and is a predicted model, not a curated record. Gene Ontology annotation, cellular component: actin cortical patch; F-actin capping protein complex.
GGUCCCGCCCUUCCUGCCGGGAAGGAGGAGCGGGAGGGGGCGGGCGCAGCCGGACGGGAAGAUGGCGGACCUGGAGGAGCAGCUGUCCGACGAGGAGAAGGUGCGUAUAGCAGCAAAAUUCAUAAUUCAUGCUCCUCCUGGGGAAUUCAAUGAGGUGUUCAAUGAUGUUCGGUUGCUGCUUAAUAAUGACAAUCUUCUCAGGGAAGGAGCAGCCCAUGCAUUUGCACAGUACAACUUGGACCAGUUUACUCCUGUAAAAAUUGACGGUUACGAUGAACAGGUUUUGAUAACAGAACAUGGUGACUUGGGAAAUGGAAAAUUUCUGGAUCCCAAGAACAAGAUUUCUUUUAAAUUUGAUCACUUAAGAAAGGAGGCUACUGAUCCUAGACCCCAUGAAGUUGAAAAUGCCAUAGAGUCCUGGAGAAAUUCAGUUGAAACAGCAAUGAAAGCAUAUGUGAAGGAACACUAUCCAAAUGGUGUCUGCACAGUGUAUGGUAAAACAAUUGAUGGACAGCAAACCAUUAUUGCAUGCAUAGAGAGCCAUCAGUUUCAAGCAAAAAAUUUUUGGAAUGGCCGUUGGAGGUCAGAAUGGAAGUUUACAAUCACCCCUUCAACCACUCAAGUGGCUGGCAUCUUGAAAAUUCAGGUUCACUAUUAUGAAGAUGGUAAUGUUCAGCUGGUGAGCCAUAAAGACAUACAAGAUUCUCUAACAGUGUCUAAUGAAGCCCAGACAGCGAAGGAAUUUAUAAAAAUUGUAGAGGCUGCAGAAAAUGAGUAUCAGACUGCUAUCAGUGAGAACUAUCAGACUAUGUCGGACACUACUUUCAAGGCCUUACGUCGACAGUUGCCAGUGACCCGCACCAAGAUUGACUGGAACAAGAUCCUUAGCUAUAAGAUUGGAAAAGAGAUGCAGAAUGCUUAAAGUGAACAUUGCAUGACUGGAUCAUUUUAGUGUCCUUGUGUACAAAUAAAAAUUAUUACAAAAAAUAUUUGGAACUGUCAAAUCACCCAGUCAGCAUGGGCUUUUGCCAUUGAAAAUCACUGUAAGUAGUUUGGUUAGAGCACAAAGCUUAGCUAAUUGACUUAUUUUCUUUUUCCUUCCUUCCUUUCAGAGGGUUGCAACUUCAAUAUAGCUGAAUAUCUUCCUUUAGAGUUUCCGUUGUACCUUUAUUUUUUUAUAAUGAAGAGACCAUGCCUUUAGUUUUCAAUUACACAUUAAGAACAGUUGGAAAAAAUAUUUUUGCAUAUAAUAACCCUUCCUCUUGCUUUCAUGUGAAAUGGACAACUUGCAAAAUUUGCUGGAUUCCUUAUGGAGGUCAGUAACAUGCAUUUCUAGGUCAAGGUCAACAUGGAAUUAGCCAUAGGUGCUGUUUUUGACAUCAUCUGUCCUUUCAUUGUAUGUAAAAUUGGGAAAAGUAUCUUUUAAACCUAGAAGACAUACUUGUUAGCCCCAUGGUAGCUAAUUGUUUUUUUUUUAAAAAAAAGGCCAAGGUCUAAUGCUGUUUUAAGGUUUUGAAAUUAAAUAAAAAUACUUACUCCAGAAAUGCAUUUAAUGCUUUGUUCUGACAAUUAUGAGCUCAAACUCCAUCUGCCCUUCAGGUUUUUUUAUCAUAAAGCUACAAAUGUAUUAAACAAGGCAUAUUGUAAUAUAUAUAAUCCUGUACUCAUUACUAUGUCUGUUUAUUUUUUCUUGGAUUGAAAUGUACUAAAAUUCAAUGUGACAUUAAAACGCAAAUUUUCUAUUUAUUUGAGUAUCGGGUUGCUUUCUGAUAUAGCCUGUUUUUGGUGUUUCUGAAUGUUUUUAAAAUUCUGCUUUAAAACAGCCACAAACUUGUGUAUUUAGAGAUCAUAAUAUCAUUAUCGUCUUCAGCUGCAUUUAAAAAACAUCUGCAUAUGCAAGUCUACUUAAAACAGGUUUAUUUUAGCUUCAUAUUGGCUACAGAGGAUAGAAGAAAUUCCAAGACCAAAAAUUUAUGUAAUUGUCUGGAGAAUUCUUUCCCUGUCUCACAUAUCUCAUUUUGAAAAUGGAUGCCAGGUAUCUAAAAGCAUUUGUUAAAAAUGUUGUAUAACACUUUCAUGAAAUGCAUAGUUUCAUUUUUAAUUGGAUAAAAACUUAUUUUAUAAUAUGAUACCUAUUUACAUGCUCAUGAUAGAAAAUUAAACAGCUUUUUUAUUUUUCAGAAGGCAGGUGUUAUACACACUCAUAAAUCAGUAAAGCUUACACAAAUGUUUUAUGUCUUUGUUUACAGCAUGACCUAAUUUCCUUAAACAUUCAAAUUAUAGCAUAGCAAGAGAGUCUAGACUUGUACUGAGUAUAAAAAUGUACAUAUAAAGUAGUUUGUUGUUUGAAUUUUAAUAGCAAUACCCCAGUAUUCUGCUCUUCAGUGCUCUCUUAUGCAGCGGUAUAGAAGUUCUUGAAACUGCUGCUACUUUACAGUACUAAACUGUAUAGUAGAAGAGUGGGUUUGUUCUACCACAGUCUUCCUGGAUAGUUGCCCUCUCAACUGUCUUUGUAGUCCAGCUCCUGAACUAUGUUGUUCUUUUCAAAUUAGCUCAUAAAAUUUGCAUAUGAGCUAAUAACAAAUACUGAGUCACUGUCAAGUCAGUCUCUUAGUCUUAAACCAAGAUCUAAACACAAACCCUAUUGAAGGAUUUCUUCCAACAUAUUAAGAACAAGGAAAAAAAAGGCAGUGAAUGGACAGUUAGGGGAAUUGUUAAUGGGCAACAAUGGUGCAAAUAACUUUUCUAGCUGUUUAGAAUGUUGCAAAUGAUCAGAAUCAGCACUGACUAAAAGUCAGAAUGCUAUUUUUCUUACCUGAAAUAAAGAGCUAGUUUUAAAUAUAUUCCUAAUAAAGAGGUAUUUUACUGUGAAGUACUCUAUUACUGUAUUUCCCUCUCUGUUUAUUCAGUCCUGUGAUAGUCUUAUCUUGAAAGAAUUGAUUCCUUCAGGUUCAAUUCUACCAGUUGGAUAACAUAAGUAGAUCUGAUUACUUAUGUUUUUUCUUGUUGUAUUAAUUUUUAGUUGGUGAGACAACUUUACAGCUUGAAUAUCAAAUUUAUUAAGUUAUAGCUUCAAUAAAGCCAUUUUUAAAUAAA